ACAACGGCUGGAGCAAUAAUGUCGUUGACGUUGGCAACGGCCUUCAAGACACCCUUACCGAGCCACUUGGACUUGUCACCGUCUCUCAGCUCAAGAGCCUCGUGCACACCGGUGGAGGCACCGGAUGGAACGAUGGAUCUGAAAGUACCCUUCUCAGUGGUGAGCUCAACCUCGACGGUUGGGUUACCACGGGAGUCG
This is a messenger RNA of Williopsis jadinii, 198 nucleotides long. RefSeq lists its product as uncharacterized. The record is from RefSeq and is a predicted model, not a curated record. Lineage: Eukaryota; Fungi; Ascomycota; Saccharomycetes; Phaffomycetales; Wickerhamomycetaceae.